ACAGAUUUCUGGAGGGAAGGGACAAAAGUGAGAUGGGCUCUUGGCACAUCAGGGAUGUGAUUUGUCACCACCAGCAUCUGGCAGGGGGAUUUCACCUGCAGACGCUUUUCCUCCUGGUCACAAAGUCCAAGGUCUCUUUUGGCCAGGGCAGAGGCUGUGCUGGUGCAAGGUGCUGGUGGGAUGCCUCCACUGCUUUUAGUUCUUCUCAAAACUGCUGGGUUUAUCCAUGUGCCUCAAAGAACCACAAACUACUGAUGCCUUUCCUCUCCUGUUUCUGGUCACAGCUCACCUUGGCCAGAUCCAGCUCCUUGGACGACUCCUCCAAGCCACAAAGGCACCUUGUUGCUAUAUUGAAAGAAGAUAAAGAGACGUUUGGGUUUGAAAUACAGACUAUUAGGUUUCCACACCAAAAUGAUUUCUCCCUGGAGGUGUGCACCUGUGUCUGCAGAAUCCAAGAGGAAAGCCCUGCCCAUCUCUCUGGCCUCCAGGCUGGUGACAUCCUCACCAGCAUCAACGGCGUCAGCACCGAGGGCUUUGGGCACAAACAAAUCGUGGACUUGAUAAAGUCUUCAGGGAACUAUCUGAGGUUAGAGACCAUCAACGGGGCCUUGUUCCUGAGGAAAAUGGAGCUGGAGAGCAGGCUGCAGGCUCUCAAGCAGGCGCUGCAGCAGCGGUGGGGAGAGCUGCGGGUGCUGCUGGCCCGGGAGAGGCUCCUGCUGCACGGGGAGGAGACUGACACCGCUCUGCUGGGCGAGCUGGAGCCGGAGGAACCCAGCAGCUCCCCGGGACCCUUCUUCCCAGCCAAGCCCCGCUUCUCCAGCGAGAGCAGCUCCCGCAGCCGCCUGAGCUCCAUGACGGUGGGCAGCCAGGACAGCUUCCAGCAGAUCUGCGAGGACUGUGGGGCCGGGAGCCUGAGCCGGCAGUCCAGCACGGAUGAGGAUUGUGUGUUCCCCGGGGAUGCGGCCGGAGCUGCUGCCAGGAGCUCCCUGCGCAGGAACCGCAGCAUCAGCCUGGCCAGCAGCGGCUCCGCGCCCCCGCUCCGGCUCAGCAGCAGCUGCUCCAGCAGCUUCGGGACCCUCCCGAGGAAGAGCAGGAGAGCCAGCGUUCGCAAGCAUCUUCUGAAAUUCAUCCCAGGCUUCCACCGGGCAGUGGAAGAGGAGGAAAGCCGGGUGUGACGCCGCCCGUGUCCCCGGGGCACGCCCCAGACCACAGCGCUGAUGAGGCUCGCACGGCUCGGGGCUUUUAAUUAUUUUCAUUUUUAAUCAGAGCACGCUGCGGACCUCCUCAUUAACGUGAAAAUGAGCGACUCCAAAAUGUGAAGAACCUUUGCAGAACUUCCUCGGCGAACUUUACUGUUAAUAACAGUUUUUAAUUGAAUGCGAAAUUGAUAGCUAUUUAUUUCCUGUUACCGGAGUCAGUGUUUUCCAAAGGUCUUUAAUAAAAUGAGAGCUUGUGCUGAA
Parus major (Great Tit) is the source of this 1460-nucleotide messenger RNA. It is a transcript of the gene CYTIP, whose product is annotated as cytohesin 1 interacting protein. The transcript has 7 exons. The record is from RefSeq and is a predicted model, not a curated record. Gene Ontology annotation, cellular component: cell cortex. Bases 33 to 1175 code for a protein of 380 amino acids. Lineage: Eukaryota; Metazoa; Chordata; Aves; Passeriformes; Paridae. Gene Ontology annotation, biological process: regulation of cell adhesion. Gene Ontology annotation, molecular function: protein binding.